This is a messenger RNA of Protopolystoma xenopodis, 474 nucleotides long. NCBI's taxonomy places the organism in Eukaryota, Metazoa, Platyhelminthes, Monogenea, Polystomatidea, Polystomatidae. The record is from the annotation of a GenBank genome assembly.
AUGUUUGUUAAUAACUUGAUUGCUUUUGCUUUCUUUUCCCAGUGCGAACACGAGUCGCAGGAGCUUGUCGCUGAGGUAAAUGAACUCACUUCGCGGGUGGAGGAGGCCGAUGGGAAUUUCACGUUACAGAAUGAGUCUCUGAAGCGCCGUGACGCUGAGAUUGCCAGAAUGCGACAGGAAAUGGAGCAAAUACGCAAGCUGAGUGAUGAAAAUAUCGAGGCUCUUCGUCGACGCCACCAAAAUCAAAUUUCGGAAUUCACUGCUGAACGAGACGCCCUGAUUCGUGCGAAACACAAUAUCGGCUCACCGUUGCUCCAAAUAGUCGAUAAUGAGUUUUCUGUUAAGAAGUUUCCAAAGGGUUAUAAUCGAAGGGCUGAAAAGGAUCGCUCCGAGAUGGCAAGUCAGCUGGAAAAGUCCUUCUCAGAGGUGGAGCAGUCGGAAAAAGCUCGGGUAUGCUGGACAAGAUACUGCUAA